Boeremia exigua is the source of this 1604-nucleotide messenger RNA. RefSeq names its product general substrate transporter. The coding region runs from base 5 to 1546 and encodes 513 amino acids. NCBI's taxonomy places the organism in Eukaryota, Fungi, Ascomycota, Dothideomycetes, Pleosporales, Didymellaceae. Gene Ontology annotation, molecular function: carbohydrate:proton symporter activity. The record is from RefSeq and is a predicted model, not a curated record. Gene Ontology annotation, biological process: transmembrane transport; carbohydrate transport. Gene Ontology annotation, cellular component: membrane. The transcript has 4 exons.
CACCAUGACCUAUCUUACCGGCAGACCCCUCAACUGGGCCAUCACUGCCACGGCAGGAUCAGGCUUUCUCCUGUUCGGUUAUGACCAGGGUGUUAUGUCAGGUCUGCUCACUGGCACUGCAUUCACACAGACCUUUCCGGAGAUAGACACCGCGAAUGGCGGCGGCGGCAGCUCCUCACUCCAAGGCACUGUUGUAGCCAUCUACGAGAUUGGUUGCUUCUUCGGCGCUAUUUUUUGCUUUCUCUUCGGAGAGAGGCUGGGCAGAAGAAAAUGCAUUCUGCUCGGGUGCGUUAUCCUUAGCAUCGGCGCUGCGCUUCAAGCUGCGUCAUUUGGCAUUCCCCAAAUGAUUGUUGGCCGCAUUGUGGCAGGACUGGGCAAUGGCAUGAACACCAGUACUAUUCCUGUCUGGCACUCGGAGCUCAUGAAAGCCAACGAUCGCGGCCGAGGACUCUGCAUUGAACUCGCUAUCAACAUCUUCGGCGUUAUGCUCGCAUACUGGGUCGACUACGGCAUGAGUUUCGUGUCGAACGAUGCGCAAUUUCGCUUUCCUCUUGCGCUGCAGAUAUUGUUCGCCAUUGUCACGUUUGUAGGCGUUUGCUUCCUGCCCGAGUCGCCGCGAUGGCUCAUCGCACAUGAUCGUCACGAAGAGGCAAAGCACAUUCUAUGGGCAGUAGAGAAGGACGCCCGCACCCUCGAUCCGGACGAUGAGAGUCUCAAACGUGAUCUUGCUCACAUUCAACACGCAGUGGCGGAAGAACGUGCAGCCGCUGCUGGAGGAAGUUUCAAGACAAUGUUGAAAAACGGGGAACAGAAAUUCCUUCACAGAACUUUGCUCGGUAUUGGCGGCCAGUUCAUGCAACAGCUAUCUGGUAUCAACCUCAUCACCUAUUACGCUCCGGUUAUCUUCCAACAGUCCGUGGGCAUAACGCGUGAUCUGUCGCUGUUGCUUGCUGGGUUCAACGGCAUCGCCUACUUCUUGUCUUCGUUGAUACCUAUCUGGAUCAUCGAUCGACUAGGCCGGCGAAAACUUAUGCUUUUCGCCGCUGGUGGCCAGGCUACCUGCAUGGCCGUGCUUGCGGGUACUGUUGCGAAUGGAUCCAAGGGCGCGGGAAUCGUGGCCAUCGUCAUGCUCUUCCUCUUCAACUUCUUCUUCGCUGUGGGACUCCUUGCCAUUCCAUGGCUUCUACCCGCUGAAUACGCGCCGCUCGCCAUUCGUACCCGUGCUGCCUCCCUCGCGACGGCAUCGAACUGGAUCUUUACGUUCCUUGUUGUGGAAAUCACUCCAGUCAGCAUCAACAGUAUCGGAUGGCGCACCUAUGUUUACUUUGCCGUCUUCAAUGCUUUCUUCUUGCCGCUUAUCUAUUUCUUCUACCCAGAGACUUGUGGACUGUCGCUUGAGAACAUUGACAGAUUGUUCACUGGAGGCAAGGUGACGAUGCAUUGGAAGGAGAGCUGGGGGGAGCCCGGCGACUUGGCAAGGUUGACUGGAGUUGAUGCCGAGAAAGAGUCCAACGUCCAGAUGACUGAGGUGACGAGGCAGGGUUGAGGCAAGAAGCUCCGAGAUUUUCUGACGCCUUGUGUUGGGUAACGUGUGUAAAUCAAGG